Messenger RNA from Phoenix dactylifera (date palm), 699 nucleotides. RefSeq names its product heavy metal-associated isoprenylated plant protein 41-like. Gene Ontology annotation, cellular component: cytoplasm. Gene Ontology annotation, biological process: rRNA base methylation. Lineage: Eukaryota; Viridiplantae; Streptophyta; Magnoliopsida; Arecales; Arecaceae. Gene Ontology annotation, molecular function: rRNA (uridine-N3-)-methyltransferase activity. The record is from RefSeq and is a predicted model, not a curated record.
AUGGAGCUCCCACCAGAGGCUGUGGAAGAAGCCAAGGAAGAGGCGAACGAGGAGGAGACGAAGAAGGUGAUUUGGCUCAAUCACUACUCGUCAGUGCAUGAGAUACUGUUGGUGGGGGAAGGAGACUUCUCCUUCUCCCUCUCUCUAGCCCAUGCCUUUGGCUCUGCAUCCAACAUUGUUGCCACGUCCCUAGAUUCGCAUGAUGAUGUGGUGGCCAAGUAUGCAAAAGCUAAGGCACAUUUGGAAAGUCUGGAGAAGAUGGGAGCAACCAUCUUACAUGGGGUUGAUGCGACGAAAAUGAAACUUCAUACUGAUUUGAAGAUGAGGGAAUUUGAUCGGAUUGUGUUCAACUUUCCGCAUGCAGGCUUUAAAGGAAACGAGAGCCAUAUGUAUUUGAUCGAGUUGCACAGGAAACUAGUGCACGGCUUCUUUAAAAAUGCCCGCCACAUGCUUCGACCCUACGGGGAAGUUCACGUAAGCCACAAAAUAGGAAAUCCUUUUGACAAAUGGAACCUUGAAGAACUUGCUUCCGUGAACUGUCUUAUUCUGGUGGAAUGGUCUAAUUUUAAGAUUGAAGACUACCCUGGCUAUCAGAACAAAAGAGGAGAUGGAGAAAGGUGUGACAAGCCAUUUCCCUUGCGUAACAGCUGCACGUUCAAAUUCAGGAGAUCCUCUGUCCUCGCUCGGGAUCUGAAAUAA